This is a messenger RNA of Gastrolobium bilobum, 567 nucleotides long. RefSeq names its product actin-depolymerizing factor 7. Lineage: Eukaryota; Viridiplantae; Streptophyta; Magnoliopsida; Fabales; Fabaceae. Gene Ontology annotation, molecular function: actin filament binding. The record is from RefSeq and is a predicted model, not a curated record. Bases 28 to 420 code for a protein of 130 amino acids. Gene Ontology annotation, cellular component: actin cytoskeleton; cytoplasm. Gene Ontology annotation, biological process: actin filament depolymerization. The transcript has 3 exons.
UUUAGGAAAGCCAACGCGGUAUCUGGAAUGGCUGUUGCUGAUGAUUGUAAAUUAAAGUUUCUUGAACUAAAGGCAAAGAGGAACUACCGUUUCAUUGUGUUUAAGAUUGACAACCAAGAAGUGGUAGUGGAGAAACUUGGAAGCCCAGAAGAAACCUAUGAGGACUUUACUGCAUCUCUGCCUCCUAAUGAGUGCCGUUAUGCUGUCUUUGAUUUUGAUUUCAUCACUAAUGAGAACAUACAGAAGAGCAAGAUUUUCUUCAUUGCAUGGUCUCCAGAUACAUCAAGAGUCAGACAAAAGAUGGUGUAUGCCAGUUCCAAGGACAGAUUCAAGAGGGAACUUGAUGGCAUUCAAGUUGAGUUGCAAGCAACAGAUCCUAGUGAGAUGAGCUUUGACAUCAUAAAAUCACGAGCAAUGUGAUAUCGUCAUCUUAUUAUUUAUAUUUCAUUCUUUUUCCUUACAGCUAGCUUUUGCAGCACUACUGAUUUUCUUUAUUUAUUUUGUGGUUUUUUUUGUUCUUUUCGUCGGAUGGCCUAUAUUCUAAACCCGUAGUUUAUUAUGAUACCA